Molecule: messenger RNA, 1032 nt
Organism: Cooperia oncophora
Lineage: Eukaryota; Metazoa; Nematoda; Chromadorea; Rhabditida; Trichostrongylidae
Source: the annotation of a GenBank genome assembly
UUGUGUCACAACUCUUCACUCGAAUACGGAAACUCUUUCAAGGUUAUUCUUCACACAUCAGCUGGUGAUAUCGAGAUCGAGCUAUGGACUAAAGAAUGUCCUCUUGCAUGUCGAAAUUUUAUUCAACUUUGUAUGGAAAAAUACUACGAUGGUACUAUAUUUCAUAGGCUGGUAAAAGAUUAUAUAAUACAAGGAGGUGAUCCCACUGGUACUGGUCAAGGUGGCGAAAGUAUAUAUGGAAAGCCGUUCAAGGAUGAAUUCCACCAGCGUCUCCGAUUUAAUCGUCGUGGACUUGUUGGGAUGGCAAAUGCCGGAAAAGAUGAUAAUGGUAGUCAGUUCUUCUUCACUGUUGGCAACGAUGUUCGUGAGCUUGACAAAAAGCACACAUUGUUUGGAAAGAUUGUUGGAAAUACCGUAUUCAACAUGCUGAAGAUGACUGAAUGCGACGUCGAUGAGAAUGAAAGACCGAGAACUAUACACAAGAUCAGAAACGUCACCAUUCUCACAAAUCCUUUCACGGACAUGAAACCAAGAGAACGUGUGAAAGAGAAAAAGGAAAAGAAACGCGAGAAAAAGCCAGUGGAGACGAAGAAGCUCAACUUGCUCUCUUUUGGAGACGAGGCUGAAGAAGACGAAAUGGAACUGGAUCAAGUGAAUAAGGUGUUGAAUAAGAAAGGGAAAUCGGCUCAUGACGUGCUAUCUGACGAUGCGAAACUUAGCAAGCAAGUAGCUGUUACCGCUGAUGAGAUGGCGGAUUAUGAACCGGAAGAAGAUGCCGAGCGCGAUGCAUCCACGGUGUCGAGUAUACGAGCGAAGUUCGCAGCAAAAAGGAAGAUUGAAGAAGUGGAUGAUGAUGGGAAGGAUGAAGACUUCGAGAAAAUGAUUGACGAUGAACGAAGGAAACAAGAACGCGAAAGAAUGGAAGCUAUGCAAGCUGAACUGAAAGCCAUGCAAAAGGAGCACAUCAAAGCGCUUCGUGGACCGAAACAGAAGACAAAGGAGGAAGGUAUGAGGAGCAAUCAGAUGCUAUGA